Vitis vinifera (wine grape) is the source of this 4102-nucleotide messenger RNA. RefSeq names its product 7-dehydrocholesterol reductase. The transcript has 4 exons. The record is from RefSeq and is a predicted model, not a curated record. Gene Ontology annotation, biological process: brassinosteroid biosynthetic process; sterol biosynthetic process. Bases 2488 to 3867 code for a protein of 459 amino acids. NCBI's taxonomy places the organism in Eukaryota, Viridiplantae, Streptophyta, Magnoliopsida, Vitales, Vitaceae. Gene Ontology annotation, cellular component: endoplasmic reticulum membrane. Gene Ontology annotation, molecular function: ATP hydrolysis activity; ATP binding; oxidoreductase activity, acting on the CH-CH group of donors, NAD or NADP as acceptor.
CCCACUUUCCCCCAAAGUUCAAUCUAAUUUUUAUUUGUUUCCACUUCUCGUUAUCCUUAUCCUUUUCAUUGCCGCAAGCUUUUGAUGAAAAGGGAUUAGUGCAACGACGUCGUUUUGCAUUCAGCCUCUAGGAAAUACCGGACUCUCGACUUCCCGAGAUCGAAAGAAAAAGGGAGAGAGGGCUUUGGUUCGCUCAGAGGGAAGAAAAUGUCCUCAUAUGAUAAUGUUAUUGGAGGGAAGCUAAAGCUAAAGGGAAAAGCCCUGGAUGUGAAGGCUGGUGGAGUGAAGAAAAAGAAGAAACACAAGAAGCAGUAUGAUCAAAAUUCUGAAGUCACCGAAAAUGAGCUUUCAGCAGAUGGAAGUACAAGAUUAUCAACUGAUCCCAACGAGGAAGAUCCAAAUGAUGCCAACAAAUCGAGUGGAGAAAAAAAUGCUGCUCCAUAUGAUGAUCAUCUCACGCCAGCUGAGAGACGAUACAUAGAGCAGAGAGAGAAACUGGAUGUGAACAGGCUGGCCAGGAUAUCUAAUAAAUCACACAGGGAUCGGAUCCAGGACUUUAACCAGUACCUGGCAAACAUGAGCGAGCAUUACGACAUCCCUAAAGUUGGACCUGGCUAACAAGUUGAAACAGAAUUUCAGAGUCCCAAGGCCAAAGGAGGAGGACUGCUUUCUCCCUUGGUGCAGGUACCUAGUGCUGUUAUUGCCCAUGUUGUUGUUGGGAGGGUUGGUGUUUGCUGUUUUCCAAAUUAUGCCUUCUUUCUGUUCAUCAACAAAAACACCAUCAUAGCUUUGCUUUGGAACUACUAAGUUAACACUACUGCAUCUUUGUGAGGAUUUGUCUUGUAGUAUAACUUCCUCCUGCCAAAAACUUUUAACCAUUUUAAUCUUGAUGUACUGAUUCUGUUUAUUGAUCAAUCAAUUGAAGUGAAUCAGCUGUUGUGCCUUUAGAUUGAAUGUGAACUGGAGGAAAUAGAAUGGAGGGAUGUGUUUUAUUCAGGAUUUAGGAGGAUAAUAUUAUAGAAAUAGAUGUGGAUGAAAAAAACAAUCUAGUAUAGAGAAAAUCUGAGCAUGGCUAGUUUGUGGUAAUGAUGGAUUAGAACCAAUGGAAUUGAGAGGGCUUCUAUUUCCUUCCUCAUUCUUCAUAAGAAAAAUGAUUUUCUUGUAUUUGGGUUUUCCAAGAAAAUUAAAUAUUAUUAAAGUUUGUUAGAAACUCAUGGGUAAUCAAUCUUUAGACAAAAGAGUUAAAAUAAGUUCUUUCUAUUGUCUAUCUCUUCCAUUUUCCUCAAAAUUUUCAAGAAUCAAAUAUGGCUUAAAUCUGAAGAGGAGGUCUUCUUUUAUGGUCACCUUCAAAUUGGGUUUGGAUGGAAUUUGCUUGGAAUAUUGUUUUAAUUUUAAUUGUUAUACAUUUAUAUUGAAAAUGUAAAUAGCAAAAGAGACAAUUUUAAAGGAAUAAUAAAAAAGAAAAAUACCUUAUCUAUUUUUUCAAUUAAGUGAAUUAUGAGAUGUACAAUUAUAAUUCUAGGUCUUGCACUUCAUAAUUAUUAAAGAAAUAUUUGGUUAAAAGAGAUAAAAUAAUCCUUAAAUUGUAAAUUUAACAAUUUUCAAGUUUUUACUUGAAAAGUAAUCAUUUUUUUUAAUAUAUAUAAAUAUUUUUUACCAUUUUAAGUAUUUUUAUGUAAGUUUAACAAGAAAAUAAUGAAAAUAUUUUUAUCAAAAUGAGAUAAAAAAAGGACAAAAUGUUAAAUUUCAAAAUUUUAAUUUUCAUUAACCUUUUUAAUCAAAUAACCCAUUAUUAAAAACGCAUUUAAAAUAAAUGUUAGAUGUUGCCUUCCCCAUCUUGCCAUAUUCAUUUAUAAUAUAAAAGUAUUCCUUAUAUUAUAAGAAGUUGUUGGAACCACCUAUAAAAAAUAAUUGGAAAUACCUCAAAUUUGUUCUAAAAAUCAACAUGUUUUAAAAAUAAGUUUUUAUUUUUAUUUUUAUUUUUCUCAAGAAUUUCCUAGAAUAUUCGAUACAUAUAGUAGGUAACUCUCCAAGCAUGUUCAAAGGUCGGUAGGGUUGAGACUAAGCCCUCUCUGCUCAGCUCCUUGCUCUUCAAGGAAAGUUACAAAUGGAAACUUCCUUGAACACCACCACAACCAUUCAUGACAAGAACUGGUCAAUGUGUUGGUGUCUUCCUUCGUUUUCUUUUCUUUUCUUUUUUGAAAAUUCAACGUCAGAGUCAAUGGUGAAUACGAAGAAUAUUCAAACUUUGGAAAUGGAACACACCAAAAUCUCAAAACUUACUACAAAUCCACCUCAAGCCACCAUGGGAGGAUGUAGCAGGACAGGGACAGAGGUUGAAGUCUUUAACAAACCUCACAUCCUCUUCCUUCUCUUCUUCACCAUCACCCAAAAACACCUCCAUACCAACUCACUCCUGAGUCCUGACAACCCUCAAAAUCUCUUCAACAAUAAUUCACCAUCUCCCACAUCACAACUAUACCCAACAUGUUGUCAUUAGCAUUCCAAAAUCGGAAGAGCGCAGCAGCAGUGCUGUCUACGGCUGCUUCUCUAGCUGCUUCAGCCAUGCUCAUUCGCAGCAUCGCCAACGACCUCCUGCCCAACGAAGUCCACGACUACUUCUCCUCCACCCUCCACAACCUCUCCCGCUACUUCUCCUCCCAACUCACCAUCGUCAUCGACGAAUUCCAAGGCCUCUCUAUGAAUAAACUCUUUGAGGCUGCUGAUGUCUACCUUGGCACCAGAAUGACCCCCUCAGUCAGAAAAAUUAGAGUGGUUAAGGGCGAUGAGGAGAAGAAACUGGCUGUCACCAUGGACAGGAACGAAGAAAUUGUCGAUGUUUUUGAGAAUGUUAGAGUGAAGUGGACGAUGGUUUGCAGACAAGGUCAGGCAUUAGGCCGUGGAAACAGCCGAAACAGGGGAGAGACUCCGAGGUUGGAGGUUAGAUCAUAUGAGCUGAGUUUCAACAAGAACUAUAGAGAUAUAGUGUUGGAUUCUUACCUGCCAUACAUUUUGGAGAGAGCCAGGGCCAUCAAAGAAGAAAACAAGGUGGUGAAGCUCCACACAGUGAACUAUUCCAACUGGGAUUUGGGUUCGAUUCUUCUGGAUCACCCCAUGACCUUCCAGACUCUGGCCAUGGAUUCAGAGCUGAAGAAGGAACUGGUGGAGGACCUGGACAACUUCGUCAAUGGAAAGGACUACUACAGAAGAAUUGGGAAAGCUUGGAAGCGAGGGUACUUGCUGUAUGGCCCUCCAGGGACUGGAAAAUCCAGCUUGAUUGCAGCCAUGGCGAAUCACCUCAACUACGACAUCUACGACUUGGACCUCACAAAUGUGAAUUCCAACUCCGAUCUCAGGGCCCUCCUUCUUGCCAUGUCUAGUAAAUCGAUACUGGUCAUCGAGGACAUUGACUGUAUGAUCAAGUUACAAAACCGAGACUCUGAAGAACGAUGGCAGCCGCAUAAAAAUCAGGUGACCCUCUCGGGUUUGCUCAACUUCAUCGAUGGGAUUUGGUCAUGCUGCGGCGAUCAGGGACGAAUCAUCGUCUUCAGCACGAACCACAGGGACCAGCUUGACCCAGCUCUGCUGAGGCCUGGCCGGAUGGACAUGCAUAUUCACAUGUCAUACUGCACCAUUUCUGCAUUCAAGCAGCUUGCCUUGAACUACCUGGGGGUCUGGCAGCAUCCUCUCUUUGACCAAGUUGAGGGCCUGAUGGGGGAGGUGAAGGUCACUCCUGCAGAGGUCGCCGGUGAGCUGAUAAAGAGUAAAGAUCCCGAUGUCUCCCUUCAGGGCCUCCUCGGCUUUCUUCACAGCAAAAAUGAAGCAAAACCCCAGAAGGAAAUGGAAGCAGAAGACAGAUCAGAUUGAGGAUUGAUGUAAAUAUGUUUGUAGGAACAGAGAGGCAUGAUCACUUGAUAUUGGUUUGUGGGUGAAAAUUCUACAAUGCAAUAUUGAAGAAAGUAUUCAAAAAGAUUGAAUCAUAGACUCAUGCUUCCAUUAGCCCCAAAAGAAGAGCUGUUUCUAGGAUUAAAUAUACUUUAUUCCCUUUCAUCUUUUGAUCGUGUUUUACAUUCUAUCCUUUUCAAAACUCAAUACUUCAUUU